UGUGUUUAAGAGAGGUAAUCUCUGAGGGGUCCUGGCAGGUCUGGGCUGAGCGGUCGCCGCAGCUUCCGCCACCGCCUCAGCAGAGGAGGAGAGGAGGGGAGCGGGCCCGCCGCCCGGGGCGAAGAUGCUACCCCUCUCCAUCAAGGACGAUGAAUACAAACCCCCCAAGUUCAACCUGGUCCGCAAGAUCUCGGGCUGGUUCAGGUCCAUCCUGUCAGACAAGACAUCCCGGAACCUGUUCCUGUUCCUGUGCCUGAACCUCUCCUUCGCCUUCGUGGAACUGCUCUACGGCAUCUGGAGCAACUGUUUAGGUUUGAUUUCCGAUUCUUUUCACAUGUUCUUCGACAGCACUGCUAUCUUGGCUGGACUGGCAGCUUCUGUUAUUUCAAAAUGGAGAGAUAAUGAUGCUUUUUCCUAUGGGUAUGUUAGAGCGGAAGUUCUGGCUGGUUUUGUAAAUGGCCUAUUUUUGAUCUUCACUGCCUUUUUUAUUUUCUCUGAAGGUGUUGAGAGAGCAUUAGCACCUCCAGAUGUUCAUCACGAGAGACUACUACUUGUUUCUGUACUUGGGUUUGUUGUAAACCUAAUAGGAAUAUUUGCUUUCCAACAUGGAGGUCAUGGACAUUCACAUGGCUCUGGGCAUGGACAUAGUCAUUCUCUCUUUAAUGGUGCACUAGAUCAUGGACACGGACAUGGAGAUCAUGGACAUGGACAUGGGGAUCAUGGUCAUGGUCAUAGUCAUGAAUUGAAACAUGAUGCACAUAGUCAUGAUCAUGGGCAUGGACACUUUGACUGUCACGAUGGUCCCUCAAUUAAAGGAACAACAGGACCAAGCAGACAGAUUUUACAAGGUGUAUUUUUACACAUUCUGGCAGACACGCUGGGGAGUAUCGGUGUAAUUGCAUCUGCCAUCAUGAUGCAAAACUUUGGUCUGAUGAUAGCAGAUCCUAUCUGUUCAAUCCUUAUUGCCCUACUUAUAGUUGUAAGUGUUAUUCCUCUGUUAAGAGAGUCAGUUGGGAUAUUGAUGCAGCGAACACCUCCAUCACUGGAAAGUGCUCUGCCUCAGUGCUAUCAGAGGGUUCUACAGUUGCAAGGUGUUUACCAUUUACAAGAGCAGCAUUUUUGGACUCUUUGUACUGAUGUUUUUGUUGGGACCUUAAAAUUAAUUGUAGCACCUGAUGCUGAUUCAAGGUGGAUUUUAAGCCAAACUCACAAUAUUUUUACUCAGGCUGGAGUACGACAACUUUAUGUGCAAAUUGACACUGCUGCCAUGUAGUGAAUCAUCAGAAAUUGUGCUCUUUGGACCAAAGUUUUCUGGUACUGUACAAUCUAGAACAUUGUGUCCUCAUCUUUUAUAAAAUAGAGCCAUCACCACAACAGCCCAAGAUGAAGAUGACCAAGUAGACUUUCCUUUUAUGGUCUAGUGGAAGAGUUCUCUUCUAAGGAGCCAAAAUUAAAAGGAUAUAUAUCUUGGACUUUUGGUCUUGUCUUUUGUGCCCUCUCUUUCCAAACCAUUUUCUUUUAAGGGUUUCUUUUCUUUUCUACUAUCAUAUCUUUAUUUCAGUAGAAAUUCAGAUUGUGGGCCUGUGAUCAUUGGUUAAUAUCUUCACUGAAGCCACUGCUCAUUCCCACAAACCAGUGCUAUUAGAAAAGAAAAAAAAGUUUAAAAAAGGAAAUCUGAUUUGUAUGUAAUGUCACAUUGUUGACAUUCUUCAAUAUAAUCAUAUGUUUGUAAAAUUGUUUGUACUUUGCAAACUUAAUGAACCAAACCAUAUUGGGUUUUCAAAGUGCCUUUGCAUCAGAAAAUAUAUUUGCCAGCAUAGAAAUGUAAUGUCAGGGGGUUUUAUUUGUUUUAUGGGCAUACUACAACUUGUAUAAAAUAAGACUCUUGCUUCUGAUGUAUACCAAAUUUAUUUUUGUGUACUUCAAGCAUAAUUUUAAAUAUGUACAAAUUCCCUUUAAUUGUUUCAUCUUGUCAAAAUAAAAGAUAUUACUUUUUUAAAAAAAAAAUUCAUUAUCACAUAAAUUACUCUU
Molecule: messenger RNA, 2031 nt
Organism: Gracilinanus agilis (Agile Gracile Mouse Opossum)
Lineage: Eukaryota; Metazoa; Chordata; Mammalia; Didelphimorphia; Didelphidae
Gene: SLC30A7
Product: solute carrier family 30 member 7
Exons: 11
Coding region: 125-1273 (382 amino acids)
Biological process (GO): zinc ion transport; intracellular zinc ion homeostasis; transmembrane transport
Cellular component (GO): Golgi apparatus; membrane
Molecular function (GO): zinc ion transmembrane transporter activity
Source: RefSeq, a predicted model, not a curated record